This is a messenger RNA of Glycine soja, 3239 nucleotides long. Its product is annotated as disease resistance protein RPM1-like. The transcript has 2 exons. NCBI's taxonomy places the organism in Eukaryota, Viridiplantae, Streptophyta, Magnoliopsida, Fabales, Fabaceae. Bases 121 to 2901 code for a protein of 926 amino acids. The record is from RefSeq and is a predicted model, not a curated record. Gene Ontology annotation, molecular function: ADP binding. Gene Ontology annotation, biological process: defense response to other organism.
UAAAUGUAGACUUAGGAAACUUGGGUGAAUAAAGUCUCAGAGCACAAAUUUCUCAGAUAAAAAAAUCAUCAUACCACAAUACACUACAGAUCAAGAGAAAUUGUAGCUAGCUAGAUUCGAAUGGCGGAAAUGGCAGUGUCCUUCGCACGAGACAAAUUGCUUCCACUACUAAGCGACGAAGCAAAACUGCUUUGGAACAUCCCCAAAGAAUUUGAAGACAUACAAAAUGAACUAGAAUACAUUCAAGGCUCCCUGGAGAAGGCAGAUAGAAUGGCUGCAGAAGAAGGAGACAACGCAAACAAGGGAAUCAAAAAAUGGGUGAAGGACUUGAGGGAAGCAUCUUUCCGAAUAGAAGAUGUCAUUGAUGAACACAUUAUGUAUGUGGAACACCAGCCUCAUGAUGCUCUUGGUUGUGCAGCUUUACUCUUUGAGUGCAAUAUCACUCACUUCAUUGAAUCUUUGAGGCGUCGUCAUCAAAUAGCAUCAGAGAUUCAGCAGAUUAAGUCAUUUGUUCAAGGAAUCAAGCAAAGAGGUAUUGAUUAUGACUACCUAAUCAAACCUUCUCUUGAGCACGGAUCAAGCAGCUACAGAGGGAGCCAAAGUGUCCAAUGGCAUGACCCUCGAUUGGCUUCACGUUACCUUGACGAAGCCGAAGUUGUUGGCCUUGAAGACCCUAAAGAUGAAUUGAUAACUUGGUUAGUGGAAGGACCAGCAGAGCGCACCAUCAUCUUUGUGGUAGGAAUGGGAGGGCUAGGAAAAACAACUGUUGCCGGAAGAGUCUUCAAUAACCAGAAGGUGAUUGCACACUUUGAUUGCCAUGCAUGGAUCACAGUGUCUCAAUCCUACACUGUGGAAGGGUUGCUAAGAGACUUGUUGAAGAAGUUAUGCAAAGAAAAGAAGGUGGAUCCUCCUCAUGAUAUUUCUGAAAUGAAUCGAGAUUCACUGAUUGAUGAAGUGAGAAGCCAUUUGCAACGAAAGAGGUAUGUUGUCAUUUUUGAUGAUGUAUGGAGUGUAGAACUUUGGGGUCAAAUUGAAAAUGCGAUGCUUGAUACUAAAAAUGGUUGUAGAAUAUUAAUCACAACUAGGAUGGAUGGUGUUGUAGACUCUUGUAUGAAAUAUCCUUCGGAUAAGGUGCAUAAGCUGAAACCUUUGACUCAAGAAGAAUCUAUGCAACUCUUUUGCAAGAAGGCAUUCCGAUACCACAAUAAUGGGCAUUGUCCAGAAGAUCUUAAGAAAAUUUCUUCUGACUUUGUUGAAAAAUGUAAGGGUUUACCAUUGGCAAUUGUGGCUAUUGGUAGUCUUUUAUCUGGCAAAGAAAAGACUCCAUUUGAAUGGGAAAAAAUUAGGCGAAGCCUAAGUUCAGAGAUGAACAAAAAUCCCCAUUUAAUUGGCAUAACAAAGAUUUUAGGUUUCAGUUAUGAUGAUUUGCCAUAUUAUCUGAAAUCAUGCUUAUUGUAUUUUGGUGUAUAUCCCGAAGACUAUGAAGUUAACUCAAAAAGAUUAAUUUGGCAAUGGAUAGCUGAAGGAUUUGUAAAAGAGGAAGAAGGAAAAACUUUAGAGGACACUGCACAACAAUAUUUAUCAGAGUUGAUUAGCAGAGGUUUAGUGCAAGUCUCUUCAUUUACCUUUGAUGGCAAAGCUAAGAGUUGUCGUGUUCAUGACUUGCUACGCGAUAUGAUCCUUAGAAAAUCCAAGGAUUUAAGUUUUUGCAAGCAUAUCAGUAAAGAAGAUGAGUCGAUGCCAAGUGGGAUGAUUCGGCGCUUGUCAGUAGAAACUUUUUCCAAUGGUUUAACGGGGAAUACUAAAAGCUUACACACACGGUCACUGCAUGUUUUUGCACAGAAAGAAGAAGAGUUAACCAACAACUUUGUGCAAGAAAUCCCUACAAAAUACAGGCUAUUGAAGAUACUUGAUUUUGAAGGUGAUCUAACAUUGCCUGGAAUUUUUGUUCCUGAAAAUUGGGAAAAUCUAGCUCACUUGAAGUAUUUAAACAUAAGACAUUUAGCCAUGAAAACUGAACAACUUCCAAAAUACAUCUGUAAUCUCCGCAACCUGGAGACCCUGGACAUAAGGGAAACAAAUGUCAGCAAAUUGCCAAAGGAGUUUUGCAAGCUAAAAAAGCUACGACAUCUUUUAGGUGAUAACUUGGAUUUGUUUCAAUUGAAGAAUGGUCUCGGAGGUUUAACAUCCCUACAAACGCUUUGUGAUGUAUCGAUCCCUGUGGAUGAUAAUGACAAUGGAGUAGAGUUAAUAAGAGAACUGGGAAAGUUGAAGCAACUAAGGAACUUAAGCUUGGAUGGUGUCAAGGAAGAACAGGGAAGCAUUCUAUGUUUCUCAUUAAAUGAGAUGACAAACCUGGAGAAACUAAAUAUUUGGUCAGAGGAUGAAGAUGAAGUCAUUGAUUUGCCUACUAUUUCAUCUCUGCCUAUGCUUCGGAAGCUUUGCCUUGUAGGGAAGUUAAGAAAAAUUCCAGAGUGGGUUCCACAACUCCAAAAUCUUGUCAAAUUAACAUUGGAAAAUUGCAAGUUAACUGAUGAUCCAUUCAAAUCAUUACAAAAUAUGCCACAUUUGUUGUUCCUCGACGUGUACUAUGGUGCUUAUGAAGGUGAAAGUUUGAAUUUUGAAGAUGGGGGAUUUCAGCAACUAAGGAAACUAUCUCUCCGAGGCAUGUUGAACUUGAAAUCCAUCAUUAUCGAUAAAGGAGCACUUCAUUCUUUGGAAAAUCUCCUAUUUUGGAACAUACCCCAACUCAAGACAGUACCUCCCGGUAUUCAACACUUGGAAAAACUGCAACUUCUCGAAAUUUACAAUAUGGCAGAUGAAUUCUACGAGUGCAUUGCUCCCGAUGGAGGACCAUUGCUUCCAAUCGUCCAGCAUCCAUCCCUCGUAAAAUUUUUGUAAGGGUGACUACAAACAAGGACAUAAAACCCACGUUAUACAUAUCACUCAAGACAUUAGAAUUCAUAGAAGGAUUGGCUCUUUGGUCCAUGGACAAAAGUAAUAUGUGGAAUUGUCUUUGUUUAACAACGUCGUCUACUCGUGUAUUUUUAUAUGACAGUUUGUGAUGUGCAAUAAUGUGUCUUUCAAAGUUAUAUGAUUAUGUGUCUUUCAAGAUGUCCAAAAAACAAAACAAUGUCUCUUUCAAGAAUUGUGAGAUUUAAUUUUCGGUUUGACUUGUGUCUUUUAUUUGGGCAUAAGAAGAGAUAUAAAAACUUUAUGUAAUUUCUUUGUUUUUUAAA